AUGGGGAGCAACAGCAGAUCAGCGGCCUUCUUUUAUUUCUUCCUCCUCUUUCUUUUUGCGUCACUACCAUGCUGGAAACCGGCCUCCGCCGCCGCUUCUCCCAAGCGAUGGGCGGCGGCCAGCAACGAGACAGAGGGCGGUGGUCGCCGAUGCAGCUCAGUGGAGGAGGACUUGGAGGAGUUUCAAUUCGAUUCAGAGAUCAACAGAAGACUCCUCGCCGGAAGUGGCUCCUCCGAUGUCGCUCAUGCAGCUCUAAAUGCAAAUAAGGCGGCCUGUAGUACUAACGGUGGCAAAGCGUACCAGUGUGGUGCGGGCUCCGGCAAUAAACCACCCCCGCGGUCCUGCGGUCACAAUUUGUACCGUUGUCCUCACAAAUGA
Molecule: messenger RNA, 378 nt
Organism: Zingiber officinale
Lineage: Eukaryota; Viridiplantae; Streptophyta; Magnoliopsida; Zingiberales; Zingiberaceae
Product: rapid alkalinization factor-like
Exons: 1
Coding region: 1-378 (125 amino acids)
Source: RefSeq, a predicted model, not a curated record